CGCAGAAUCAAAACAUUGCCACAUGCAGUGGACGUUGAAAAAACAUGCUGUUGUCAUCCCAGAACGUUGAUAUUCCUAUAGAACAGAAAGUCAAAGGAUUUUCUCCACAACACACAGCAAGCCUCUGACGGGACGUUUUUUGUUUUUCACAAUUCGAUGACCGAUGAUCAUACGGGGUCUGGGCCAAUUGAUUCGUCGGGAAAAGUGGACUAGAAAAUUUGAAAAAGUUUGACUUUAACUAAAAAAAUGUCGACGCCGACGCGUCGCGUGACCUAUCUCGAAUUCCGUCGCGAGUACCGAAGUGAGGAACAGCUGCAGCGCCGCGUCUACGGCCACAGCAGCCACACCAACAUGCGGGGAACUAGCGGAAGGAGCUUGCAGUAUCUCGCUGAUGAUAAAAUCAUGAAGGCGGCUUUCGCGACGAUUCCCGACACAAAUUUGUUGUCAGGUAGGACCACCAGAUCUGCAGCGGUGCCAAAAGCUGGCAAUCAUGCCACUUUGACAGCAAGCCAGCAGGAUUCUGACAUGCAGGCGGAGAUCGAGCUCCAGUCUUUUCUUGAAACGCAGCAGGCGGAGGCCUUCGGGUCGCAGACGGUGCAGAAGCAACUGGAGGUGAGUACUAGAGACUACACGACCACGCCAAGUUCAUCUACUCCCGAUUCAUCUUCCGGGAAUAUUUUUAUCGGCCUCGCAAAGGAACUGGAUGUCGCCAAAACGCCCUGCGUCACGUUGGAGCAUUUUCUCGGGAUGGUGUUUUUGUUUUUCGUUCUCUACGGGCUGUACUUGAUCCGCGCCAAGCAGCACAGCAGUUCGAGCCGCAACUUUUACGCAAACCAGUUUUUCGCCGCGGCAGACGUGGUGUACAAAGAGAGCGACAAUUUUACCUUGGAUGGGGAGGAGUCCGAGAACAACCUCUACGCAGCGGACCAGGGGUACUCGACUGAAGAGGAAGAGAUGCACCCGAAGAACCUGGACGCGUUUUCGAAGAAAAAACACUUGUCCAGCAGGGGAAACGCCUGGAUUUGAGAUCGAAUCGACCGGAGGAUUACAAUGUAGCAGUAUCGUAUACUUACAACAAGGUUCUAGUUUUGGGUUUUUAUUUUUGAAAUGUGUGCUAUUGCAUAGUCUUAGUCAUAGUGGUUCUACUUCUAUCGGUUCUAUAGUAAUGUACUUUACAUUUGUUUCACUUGUUGCGCAGUUUUCUGAAAUAAAUCGAGAUUUCAUCGGACGUUGAAAGUGCAUGGCAGCCUGUCUUUGCAUCGCCGUUCAGUUGUUCACAUAUGGUCUACGUUUGUCGGGAGUUGAACAUGAUUUGUUUUAGGAGCUUUGUCAUAAAUGUAGAUGUACAAUAUUUUGUUGAAUUUAUUUCACGUGAGGAACAAAAACAAAGAAAAACCCGCCUCGGGAUUUGUGUCUCCCUCUACUCUUGUGGCUCCCC
Molecule: messenger RNA, 1438 nt
Organism: Amoebophrya sp. A120
Lineage: Eukaryota; Dinophyceae; Syndiniales; Amoebophryaceae
Source: the annotation of a GenBank genome assembly